UACAGAAGCUUUGAAAUUCUUGUUUCCAUUUUCUGCAGAAAAAUCAACAAUGAACCAACAAAUGACUGCGGCUCUCCUCCUCUUUGGACUUUGCCUCGGCUCCUGCUCCCAGUUUCCACCACGCUGGUACUUCUACGUCAACCAGCCGCUGAUCUGGACUGAGGCUCAGCAGUUCUGCAGGGCGCAUUACACCGACCUGGCCAUGUUUGAAAACAUGGACGACAUAAACCGCCUAGAAGCUCCUUUCUCCUACUCCUUUGCAUGGAUCGGACUCUGGGAUGAUCCGAAUGCCUGGAAAUCUGCACUGGGCAACGGGACCAACUCCUGGAGAUGGUCUGCAACCGGAGAAACCAGUAAAACUGGUUACAAGUCAUGGAAUCCCACUAAUCCAAAUUACUACUUGGGAACAGAGACGUGUGUAAAUCUGCACUACGAUGGAACAUGGACAGAUAACUAG
Xiphophorus couchianus (Monterrey platyfish) is the source of this 457-nucleotide messenger RNA. Its product is annotated as L-selectin-like. The record is from RefSeq and is a predicted model, not a curated record. The transcript is spliced from 3 exons. NCBI's taxonomy places the organism in Eukaryota, Metazoa, Chordata, Actinopteri, Cyprinodontiformes, Poeciliidae. Bases 50 to 457 code for a protein of 135 amino acids.